This is a messenger RNA of Planococcus citri (citrus mealybug), 1890 nucleotides long. RefSeq names its product transmembrane protein 184C. Gene Ontology annotation, biological process: transport. Gene Ontology annotation, molecular function: transporter activity. Lineage: Eukaryota; Metazoa; Arthropoda; Insecta; Hemiptera; Pseudococcidae. Bases 351 to 1637 code for a protein of 428 amino acids. The record is from RefSeq and is a predicted model, not a curated record. The transcript has 9 exons. Gene Ontology annotation, cellular component: membrane.
UAAGAAAGCUUAUCAAGUUUUUUGCCCAAAGCUCUAAAUAAUUGGUGUAAUAUUUUAUGUUGUUCUCUUACAUUUCAUACUUUUUACUUCGAUAAUUUCGUGUUGUUUUUCCAUCAAUUCGAAUAAUUAGUAGUAGAUAAUCACUAACGUAAUUUGAAUUAAAAAUAUUACAGUGCCUGUGGUGUCCUAUUAACAAUCGAUACGAUUUGUUAUGCACAGUGACAACGCUGAAAAUUUUCCCAUUUUAUUCGGGUGAUUUUUACCGAGUACUGUUUUAAAGUUUUUCAAUCUCCCUGAACAAUUGCCGCGUCGUUUUCUCUAAUAAUGUUCUUGCAAACUGUACGGAACCAAUGAUCUUAAAAUUCAGAUGUUGUGAUUGUUAUAUAUGUCCAAGAAUGCCUAUAUUCAAGUUGUUGAAGAGCUGGCGAUUUUGGAUUAGAUUAUUGAUUUUGCUUUUCUACUUAAUUCUUAUCGUUGUUAUUCUACCGCUGCUCGUAACAAGAGCCAUAAAAGAUGGAUUCCAGAGGAAAAUCUCGAUUCCUCUUAUUGGCGGCGUUUUCGUUAUCAUGACGUUGCCCAUGUCGUUUUGGUUAAUUAUUCAGCAUAUGUUGUAUUAUUCUAAACCAAAAUUGCAAAAGCAUAUCAUACGUAUACUAUGGAUGGUGCCUAUAUAUUCCUUGAACGCUUGGUUUAGCUUACUCUAUCCGGACAACGUCAUGUACCUAAACAGUUUCCGAGAAUGUUACGAAGCUUACGUAAUUUACAGUUUUAUGCGAUUUUUAUUCAAUUACUUGCACGAAUGUUUCGACGAUAUUGUUGAAACUUUGGAAAAUAAACCCCAAGUAUCGCAUAUAUUUCCGUUGUGUUUUUUGAGUGAUUGGAAAAUGGGCAGAGAUUUAAUUCACGGGUGCAAGCAUGGAAUACUGCAGUAUACCGUUGUUAGACCUUUGAUGACGGUCAUAGCAGUAUUAUGUCAUUGGAGCGAUGAUGAAACCAACAAACAACUGGGUUUCAUUUUAACGUUCAUUGUGAAUAAUAUAUCCCAGUUUGUGGCUAUGUACUGCCUCGUAUUAUUCUAUUGCGCUACGAAAGAAGAAUUAGCUCCUAUGAAACCGGUGGGGAAAUUUUUAUGCAUCAAAGCGGUUAUUUUCUUUUCAUUUUUUCAAAGUGUUAUAAUUACUAUUUUGGUAUGGACUGGAAUAUUACAGCCGUUUUUAAAUUUUACGCAAAUGAAAAAUGACCGAGGAGGCGAUAUUGCGGAAUACAUUCAGAAUUUCUUGCUGUGCAUUGAAAUGUUCUUAGCGGCUAUCGGACAUCAUUACAGUUUUACUGUUGAUACGUACGCUGAAAUUUUGUGCAGUCGUAAGUCUUGGAAAGAAGCGUUGUACGCUUUAUGGGACUUUUCAGACGUUGGUGCUGACAUUAAGGAGCAUCUAGGUGUUGUUGGUACUUCGAUAACCAGGCAUAUUAAGCCGAGAAGCAACACAUCUGUGAAUAAUUUGUUAGACGAUGGAAAUAAGAGCGAGUCCUCUCCAUUGCUAGUCGACAACUUUAAACUAGGAGAUAAUAUUCAUGUUGUGCAUAGAGAUGCGCAGAGUUCUAGCAAAACAAAAAUCGUAACGGCUAACAUUUGCUGAUGAAACAGGAAUAAGUUUGCAAGGAAAUGAAAAAUGUUUCUGUGAUAUUUUAUUUGUUUUUUUUUUAAUGCACCGUUCUUAAACGUAUAUUUGUUAUAAUUACUUUUGUUCGGAUAAAAUUAUUCUACUCCAACGGUAUAGGUAAGGUACUAUUGGAGUACUGGAAAUUGUAAUUAUUGUUGCGAUCGUGCGUAUUUCUAUCGAUCGUGUUCGUUGAAAUUCCUGUAGGUAAAUAUAAGUACUGUUUUUUUUU